CAUCCAUUUAGAUGACUAAAGUUGGAGAUAGAGCGACGGGAGCUGAAACGAACCAAAAUCUAAAAGAUUUCGAAUAUGCUACUUGGUAUCAAUAGAAUGGUUUAAUUCGAGUAUUAAUUUAUUGAAUAUAUAAAAAAAUGCUUUUUAGGGUUUUGCUUGCCCGAUAUAAUCUGGCGCAUACAAGUUAAUUUACUUCUCUUUUGUGUUAUCGGCGGAAGCAGAGGCAGCGAAGGUGCAGAAUCCUCUUCAGUUCUGUGCAAGCGAAAAUGGCCGUCACAUUCGCCAACCUGCACACUACAGCAGGAGUGCAACAACUUGAUGAAUUUCUCCUGAGCCGAAGUUAUAUUACAGGAUAUCAGGCUUCCAGUGAUGAUAUAACAGUAUUUUGCUCUCUGGGGAAAGCUCCCGGAUCAGAAUAUAUUAAUGCCACUCGUUGGUACUACCAUGUUGCUGCUCUUCUACAUCCAAGGUUUUCUACUAAGGGUGUUGGGGUACAAAUUGGGGCUGCGGUUGAGAAUUCUUCUGCUGCUCCUGAAACACCACCGCCAUCAUCAUCAAAGGCACCUGCUGAGGAUGAUGAUGAUGACGAUGUAGAUCUCUUUGGUGAAGAAACUGAGGAGGAAAAGAAGGCGGCAGAAGAAAGGGCUGCAUCUGUUAAAACGAAAACUAAGUCAAAAGAAAGUGGGAAAUCUUCAGUUCUUUUGGAUGUCAAGCCCUGGGAUGAUGAAACAGACAUGCAGAAGCUUGAGGAAGCAGUACGUAGCGUCCAAAUGGAGGGCUUGUUCUGGGGAGCUUCAAAGCUUGUACCUGUAGGAUAUGGCAUCAAGAAACUGCAGAUCAUGAUGACCAUUAUCGAUGACCUUGUCUCUGUGGACGGUCUUGUGGAGGAUCAGCUCACUGCUGAACCAUGUAACGAGUAUAUCCAAAGUUGUGAUAUUGUCGCGUUCAACAAAAUUUAACUGGUCAACUACAGAAGCAAUUUCAUUCAAGUGACAAAGGUCAAACUAUUUGAUCCUUUUUAAUGCACGUUGAGCAAUUUUUUUAACUUUUUAGAUCAUUAUGUGAGUUUCCACGCGGAUGCAAGUAGUAGUUUAUUCAGGAAUGAUUCGUACUGUAGGCUACAUAUCUAAGUUAGAUUACAUAUUGUCUCUAAUUUGUAACCUUCCGCAUAAUCGGCACCGAUAUACUCGGUGGUCGUUGGCCAGCAAACCAUUGCUUGGAAUUUGGGUAUUAUUAUGUUUACUUAUUUAUUGUGCUUGGUGAAUACAUAAAUUUUCUCUACUGCAA
This is a messenger RNA of Cryptomeria japonica (Japanese cedar), 1287 nucleotides long. RefSeq names its product elongation factor 1-delta. The coding region runs from base 267 to 959 and encodes 230 amino acids. Gene Ontology annotation, molecular function: guanyl-nucleotide exchange factor activity; translation elongation factor activity. The transcript is spliced from 8 exons. Lineage: Eukaryota; Viridiplantae; Streptophyta; Pinopsida; Cupressales; Cupressaceae. Gene Ontology annotation, biological process: translational elongation. Gene Ontology annotation, cellular component: eukaryotic translation elongation factor 1 complex; cytosol. The record is from RefSeq and is a predicted model, not a curated record.